GCUGAAUAUCGAUUGGGUUUCGAUGGAGAUGAGACACGAGAUGAAAGUUGCGUGGGUAGUCGACUCGGUUGUUACUUUCCAUUGCAGCGUUCGUAACGCGAUAAGUGCUGCCAUCGUGCGGCUGGUGAGAGAAACAAUGUCUGAAAAAAGAUGGCUGCGGUGAGCAGCAGCAGGCAGCAGAAACGACGUCGACGCUACGUUCGGCGAGGGGCUUUCGUGCGGCGCUUUCGCGGUUGCGAGCACAACGUCUCGCGAAUAGAUCGAUUUUCGACGGGAAAGAAAAAAAGCGAAAAAAAAAACAAGGAAAAAAGCGAAUUGCCGGAUAUCUGGAAUUGUACGAUAAAUUCGAUAGAAAUACAUUCAUUUUGCUGAAGUGUCGGCACUGUAAAUAUUUUAAAGGAGCCGAGGGCGCCAAAGCGAGGGAGAGGAAUAACGGCAAAAAAAGAGAUAGAGAUAAAAAGGCCCGAGGAUUAAUUUAUUAUUCGUCGAGAUGAGAGUGAACACAAGAAGAGAGUGCUUGAAUGGACGUGAAAGAAGUAAUGGUACGAAGAUCUUUCGUUGCUCCGAAAGCUUCACAGCUUUAUAGGAGCGAGCAAAGAUCGAAAGAGGAAGAGAAAGAGAGAGAGAGCGGAAAAACGAGCAAGAUAGGGAGAUAGGAGCGGGCCAUCUGAGCGCCUAGCAGACGACAUUGCAUCCUAAUCAUCCGGGUAAAUUGGUGUUGAGACAUGUAGGCGACGAGAGCACAGAUCAGAACAAUAACAUCACGAUGACAAGCGAGGAUUUAUUGCAGCCUGGCCAUGUGGUCAAAGAGCGAUGGAAAGUCAUGAGAAAAAUUGGCGGCGGCGGCUUUGGAGAAAUUUACGAAGGGUUGGAUCUCAUGACCAAAGAACAGGUUGCCCUCAAGGUUGAAUCCGCCAGGCAACCCAAACAAGUUCUUAAGAUGGAAGUUGCCGUCCUAAAAAAACUUCAGGGUAAAGAACACGUUUGUCGGUUUAUCGGGUGCGGCAGAAACGACAGAUUCAAUUAUGUUGUGAUGCAACUACAGGGAAAAAACUUGGCCGAAUUGCGGAGAGCUCAGCCGCGAGGUGCCUUUUCUAUCUCUACUACUUUGCGCCUUGGUCUUCAAAUUUUAAAAGCAAUAGAGAGUAUACAUCAAGUGGGCUUCCUUCACAGAGAUAUUAAGCCCUCGAACUUCUCUAUCGGUCGUCACCCGUACAACACUCGUAUGGUAUACAUGUUGGAUUUCGGUCUGGCUCGUCAAUUCACUACAGGUACGGGUGACGUUCGACCGCCCCGGGCCGCCGCCGGUUUCCGUGGUACAGUACGAUACGCUUCCGUAAAUGCUCAUAAGAAUAAAGAAAUGGGUAGACACGACGAUCUAUGGUCGUUGUUUUACAUGCUCAUUGAGUUCGUCAACGGACAACUUCCAUGGCGAAAAAUCAAAGACAAAGAGCAGGUGGGAACUUUGAAGGAAAAGUACGAUCACCGUUUACUCCUGAAGCACUUGCCUUCUGAUCUUCGUGUCUUCCUCGAACACAUUCAGAGUUUGCAGUAUGCGGAUAAGCCCGAUUACACGAUGUUGGCGAGUCUGUUCGAGCGUUGUAUGAAGCGUCGUGGUGUAAAGGCGAGCGAUCCGUACGACUGGGAGAGGCCUUUGGUAGCGAACGAGGGUCUACCGACGACGAGGUCGCUACCAACGGUCACAGCGACCCCGGCUCUGAUGACGGCGACGACAAUCAACCAGGCGCCCACAACGCCAAACGUUGAUACGAAUAAUCAAGAAAAUGUCGAGCCGGACAACAGGAAAGAAGGAAAGAUAGAUUACGAAAGUUUAUGCAGAAUUAUAUUGGGAACGGAGGGAUCUCCUGUUCCACUUACGUCAGCAAUAAGUAAUCAUGGCCGGGACAAAAAUUGCAAUGCAACCAUACAGAUAACGGACAACACGCAUCAGCAAGGAGGCCAGCAAGUCGCUGCGACGCCACCGGUGCAAGGCUCACCGAAGAAACGACGGGCUGUAUCUAUGGCUGUGGAACCUCAGACUCCCGCACCACCGGUCGAGAAGCAAAUCGACAACGAGGGCGACGCUCUCAUGGCAUCGGCGCGUUCGGCAUCGGAAGUAGCGCGCUCCAAAACUGUAGCAAACGCCUCGGCUCCUCUCCGAAAAUCAGCGAGUGGUGCAACCUUUGCCAGACUUCGUGUCGUCCCACCCCCUGAGACUACGCCCGGGGAACCGCCGAGUCCGAGAAUACACACCGAGGUCGACGCCUCGUAUUGCUCCUACGAUGUCACAAACACGAAACAUGUCGGGAAUCAGAGUCCGGUAACCGAGCAACGCGAACCGUUGAGCAGGGAACCGAGACGACGCGCGGGUUACAGGCAACAAUCUAAGAGUGGACGCUCAGCAAUGAGAGACUGCUCGAUAACGCAAUUCGCUCAAAUCGACGACGACAAUGUGUCAGCCCUUCAGCAAGUAACACGAGGUGGCGGUGGCUUGACGCUGGCGUCACAAUGGAAAUCGCAGUUCGACGACUCGGAGGAAACUGACAACGAAUGGAAGGGAGAAAAUCUUCAGAGUCCCGAACACAAGGGUGCUAAUCCACCAUCCAUAGUUCCUCAGUCCACAGUUGGUAGUGAGGCUGUAGCUACGAUCACACCGACGACCGGAUGUCCUGAUGUUAAAUCAUCGGGUAGUCAGGCGAUAUCGGUAACGCCAAUUGUCUCUCAGCAGCAAUUAGUAACAGUGGCGACAACGGCCCUGGGAACUGCUCAAAAUCCUCUCUCUCGGAUAAGCGAGGAUUCCCCGAGAACCGGUGUACCCCACAGAUGCUUAAACAUUACGGGAAUCGAGAAAUAUCCGGAUAUUCAAGAAGCUUUGCCACGAGCAUGGAGCGUACCGGCGCUGGCGCCACACGUUCGUGCUAAUCUCGAAGCGCCCCUGGUACAGCAAGCAUUAUUCGAUGAUUUGUUGUACGAGGUGGACGUUAUGAGGAAUGUGGCAACCCGUCACGACGAGCCAAGGAGAAGUCCGCCACCGAGGCGAGCCAGUGUUCCAGCAGUUGCGUUCGCAUCGCCCAAAACCGUCCCUACUACUCCCGUCGGUGACGAGGAAGAGCAGGCCGUUGCCGGAAGACUGGAAAUUCGAGUGGUCGACUCGACCGGGGGUGCUACCGUUGUACAAACGAGUGCCGACAAGGAGCCGUUACAAAAAAAAUUGACGAACGGAACUGCCGGGAGUCCGGCAAGUCCGAAUCCCGGAGCCGAGGAGACAUCGGUCUACUACGACGCGACGGAGAACCGCGCGGCAACGGGGAACAACAGUUUAACAAAAGUAGCAUCAUGCGUGACGGUUGGAUCGUCUUCGAUUUCGCACGCUUUGUCGCAUCGUGAGUCCAAAGACAAUAAAGAACGUGAGACGAUGAGCAAAGCGCACAGUAGUCUUAGCAAAAUACCAAUUCCUGUGAAAAGUCCACGUUGCUCAUUAUCGGAAUCGACGCCGGAGACAAAUACAACGCAAAACACGAAAACUGGUACGGCGAGUGAAAUCGAAAAAUCACCAGCUCAAAUAGUGCAACAAACAAAGGAUCGUGAUAUCGCUAUCAAGGGUAAACCGUUGUCAGUACAUACGGAGGCACCGACACUGAGGCGAUGCGCCACUUUACCGGACGCACGCCCUAACGUGCCACCAUUAACGUCGACGAGCUCGACCGAGGAGGAAAAUCUUACCGGUUGCACUCCAGCACUGAGACGCCGCCGACAGUCCGAGAAAUACGUGACUGAUGCUAUUCAACUGAAUCUACGAUUCCAGAGACCACAAAGAAGACCAACCUCGGAGGUAUUACCGAGAUUUUAUCCACGUGGUGUGCCCUCCUAUCUACUCGAUUCAGGUAAAAGAACCGAGGAGAGCAGUGACAAUGACUCCGACAGCAGUGGUCCACCGAACUCUCAACCACCCCCACCACCCUCGUCGCUACCGCCUCACAUGGCUGAGAAUAACGCUAGAUGCCGUAGAUUCAGACCAGUCCCUGACGCAGCGGUAAUCAGCAAAGAGUCGUGAGAUUUAGCGAGUGGAUUCUGCAAGAGUCUUUGUUUGCAUUACAAUCAACAAUGUUCUACCACAGCCAACUAGGAAUGUGAUACCUUUUUGGAUCAAAUAAGUACAGAGCCUUUCUAGUUACUGGAGCAGAAGAAAAAUUCAAUCGAACGAGAAGAAUGGAACGAAGCGGUACAACAACAAAAAAGAACACGAUGAAAGGGAAGCUGACCAAGAGUUGAGAGAAACUCAAGGAUCUUAUAGCUGAGGAAAAAGCGAAAUAUUUCCAGUCCCAGCUACGGAAUAGAAAGAUAAAAAAACGAACGAACAAAUAAUACAUCGUUUUUACAACGUGGUAUCUUAUAGUGCGAUCGAUCGAUGUGGUUAAAAGGUGCGUAACGCGAGGCAGGUUAUCCUUUCGAUCGAAUAGUAUAAACGCCUCAAGGAAAAUCAUUGAUAAUCCUUGUAUGAAACAAGUUACGUUUGUUAAUUGCUCUCGAAUUUAGUGACAGCCUGAACUCAGGAAAUUCAACAACGCAUACGCGUUGGCUGUAUUAUCUGUCCAUUAAGUUUAAAGCUAAAAGAUUCGGUACGAUCAAUGAUUUUAUCGGUUUUACGAUCGAACGAUCGUAACGACGCGAAAAACCUGUGAAUCGCGUUAUACGGCUGUUUAUUAUCAUUAUUAUUUAAAUUGCUCUCUCACAGUGAUCGUAUAAAAGAACGUGAGCGAACUUAAUCGCUGAUGUGCUCAUUUCCUUUCAAUUAAUGCUCUCUUAGGUGUUAAUGAAAUUUCAAGCUAAUGGCGUACGAGAGAACAAAAUGACCCACAAAACUUGCACAGAUUCUUUCAAAAAUGCACUGAAGUAGAUGAAAGAAAAAAAGCAAAAGAAAUAAAAGCGUAUUACUCUUCGGUGAACGAGUGAUGCUCUCCCUCGAAAAAGAUAUUAAUAAUGAUAAAAAAAAAAACUAUAAACGAACGAGAAAAAAAACAAUUGAAAAUUUGAUGAAAUCUCCCAAAGUCAACUCUUGACUGCAGUUCGAUAUUGUAAGAGCGCGCGCGAAAAUGAGAGAAAGAUUACGAUUUCUCUGAUAGAAAAAAUAAUGGACUUUUAUUAGAUGUAUGCAAUCAUAAAAAAAAAACGAGGAAAGCGAUGUGAAGAGGAGAGAAAAAAAUGUUUGAAUGGGCGGGUAUGCUAGUCUCGGAUGACCCACCGUUAAAAUCAACAGAAUGCAACAAUUUUUGGAUGUUCUCUCGAUCUAAGGGAAAAACGUAUAUUUAUUCGUAGGGUCCAGAAGUAACCGGUGUAUCGACAUUCACAAAGCAAAACAGAAACCGAAACGUAAUACACGUAACAUUGCUUUACUAAAAAAUAAUUGAAAAACGAAAAUGUAUGUAGAUAUAUAUAUGUAUGUAUAUUUAUAUUUAUAUAUACAUAAAUAUACAUAUGUGUGUGUAUAUAAAAGCCGGGUUACAUGUAGCCGAGUUAUAUAUGAAUCGUGAAAUAGGGUGAGGGAGAGAAAGAGAGUGAGGAAGAGAGAUUGAAGCACGAUAAGGCAAGCUACGUGACGCUAGUCAGUUUAUAGAGUUCGUGGAUAAAGUGAAGCCCUUAACGAUCCAAAUCGACAAUUGUAACAAUAGCUUUUUCCGUGAUGAUGAAAAACACAAGAAAAACACGAGUGCGCGUGAAAAGCGUAAAUUUUAUAACUAAUAUACCAAACCUAUGUCGUUAAUCGUAUUGGAAAAGUGGAGUUUGUAAAGUAACUCGACGGUUGAAUAAUUGAAACAUAUACCAAAAAAGGAGCAAGAGACGGGGAGAAAAAAAGAAGAAUCGAAUUGCAAAUAGCAAUAUGAAUAUACAGUAGAUGUUAACAGUUAUCGCUUGUUUCUCGUUUUAUCGUAUGGUGCGCGUGCUCGCAACUAAAGCGCUGAGCUUACGCACACAAAAUUUUGUCACCGAUUAAAAACAAAAAAAUGGAGAAAUGCCAAUGAAAAAAAAAACAGCUCGAGCGCAAAACGAGAGAAUUAGCUCAUUUUUUAUUGCACCAACUCCGCACUUGUUCGUUUAAAUAAUCAAAAUCUAGUCACCCGAAGAAAAAUGUACACGUGCUACGAAAUGAAACUUUCCUGCCGGUCAACCGGUGUUUGUAUUUCUUGCCUUUUUUUUACACUUUUUUUUUUUUAAAUACUCUCUCCAUUUGUUCUUUCUCCUUUAUACAUGCUUUACGAUUGAGAUUCUUUUCUUCGCAUAGCUUUUCGCUUCAGUGCAAUAUUCUAUACGAACAUCACACGUGAGAAAAAGAAGUAAAAGAAAAAAACACGAAAAGAUUUUUACCGUAUGCCAAAUUAAUGAUAUUUAUUCUAACAAUUAUUAAUUAUUCUUAUUAUCAUUCUUAUAUUAUUAUUAUUACUAUUAUUAUUAUACCUAUUAGCGACUGACCAGUAUUGAUACUCGAAAAGAAGAAAGAGAAAGACGUGUAAAAGCAUAACAAACUGAACCGUAGCCUGUACAUUGAUUCGCUUCCAAUGAGAAUAUAAAAAAAAAAUAAUUAAAAAGUAUGUGCAAUUAAUCAGCUACAAAUUCAUUUGUAUGCCAAAAGCUUUUCAGCAUAAUUAUUGCAAUUGCGAAACUUAGCGUCGUUUGCACCGUAAAACAAAAAUAUUGAUGUAGAUUUCAAUUUAAAAACGCGAGAUUUAAUAGAUACGAAUUUAAUAAAGUGAAAGAAAAUAAAAUAACUAAAACAUCAAAUAAAUUAAUGAAUAAAACGAAUGAAUUGAAAGAACGGCGAGGAACAAAAAACAAGAAAAUGUUGCUUAUCCGAAUAUAAGUGCCAUUGAUAUUACUUCAAAGUUAAUCCCCCGUAUCCGAUGAAUUGUUAACGUAGAAAAACGUAACGUCGAAAGAAGUGUUGCAUUCCGUUGACUGUAAACCGCCCGAAAGAUAAACCAUCGUUUAGGUUCCUGUACAUAAUAUUAAUAAUAAUUAUAACAUUUACGCUAACGUACCAUAAUCGACUCAAUAUGAAUUUAUCAGUGACAGAUUAUAAAUUAACGAUCGAUAAUAAUUAUAUAAAUAUAUGUGAAUAUAUAUACAUACAAAUAUGUAUAUAUAUCUAUAUAUAUAUAUGUAUAUGUAUUAUUUUGAAGAAAAAAAAAAAUUAAUUCAUAGUAACUUUUCUCCGCUUUGUGAUCUAUCGAUAUACUACGAAUAAGAAAGAAAGAAAAAAAUUACGACAGUACAUGUGAAUGUGUAACCACGUUUGAAACCUCUGAUUUGCAAUCUUAAAAAGAGAGAAGACACGUACUAUUUAUUCGUAAUACAAUUAAACGAAGAAAAAAAAAAAGAAAAGAAAAAAAAAUGCAACAAAAAACGAAAAAAUAAGUUAAUCGAACAAAAAAAAAAUGGAAAAAAAUGCUAUUGUAAUUAAUAAGUAUCGCGAAAAGAAAAGUCAACAGAUACUAUUGUCUAUGGGUAAUAAUUGUUAGUUUAUUAUUAAAUUAUUAAAUUAAUAAAAAGCGAAAACGUGACGACAGAGGUGAAUCAAUUGGAACAAUGAACUAUGAUGAAAAAAAAACAAAAAUUAGUAUAAACGAAAACAACAAGAACAGUGCUUGUAGUUUAAUUCGUCAAUAAAAUUAAAAGGAGAGAAUCGUGACUAUGGUGCUUCGCGGACGAAAUGUUUGCGACGGAAACUUGAAUUUUCCGACCGAAUCAUAAUAGUCAUGCUGUGAUUUCCUGUGAAAAAAAAAGAAAACAAAUAAUAAAACAGAUUAAUUGAUUUUUUUUGUACACAUAACCUUUUAUACACUCUUGAAAACGAUUUGACUGGGAAGAAUGAAAUUUAUCGUAUGGACACCGCAUCAAACUGUUUGCAUCAAAUUAUACAGAUUUUUGAAGGUUUUUUUAAAUGAAAUUGUUUAAUAUUUGAAAUUUUUGAUACUAUGAGCUAUCUCGAAAUGCCGAAAAUUUUAUUUUUCCCAUUUGCAGAAACACAUUUUUCACUUUUACAUCGUUCUUCUGUCCGUUUGUAGAUCGCCAUAAUCGCAUUUAAAUUUUGCGCUAUACGAACUCGCAUCAUCAGCUGAUUUUCUAUAACGUCACGUUCCAAUGUGCUGUGCGGCCAUUGCAACCGGUAAGAAACGUUUAUACAACAGUACUUGAACAGUACAAUCACACGACUAUAUUUCUUUUUCGCGCAAAUGUAAAAUGAUUUAAUUAAUGUUGUGCUGAGUUGUCGAAAAAUUCUUACCCGGAAACUAAUAAAUUGAAUAAUCGUGAA
Molecule: messenger RNA, 8308 nt
Organism: Venturia canescens
Lineage: Eukaryota; Metazoa; Arthropoda; Insecta; Hymenoptera; Ichneumonidae
Gene: Asator
Product: tau-tubulin kinase asator
Exons: 15
Coding region: 767-4054 (1095 amino acids)
Biological process (GO): peptidyl-serine phosphorylation; signal transduction
Cellular component (GO): nucleus; cytoplasm
Molecular function (GO): protein serine/threonine kinase activity; ATP binding
Source: RefSeq, a predicted model, not a curated record